This is a messenger RNA of Schistosoma turkestanicum, 312 nucleotides long. NCBI's taxonomy places the organism in Eukaryota, Metazoa, Platyhelminthes, Trematoda, Strigeidida, Schistosomatidae. The record is from the annotation of a GenBank genome assembly.
AUGGAUGAUAAUACCAUUAAACUUUUGCCGAGGAAAGAAUAUGCCUCUGCGUAUUCCAAAUACAUGAAUGAAGAUGCAGGAGCAAAUUUAUCUUCCUCCGCUAUUGCCGGUAUUGUUGUCGGAGUUAUACUUGGUAUUCUAUUGUUAAUUCUACUUGGCUUAUUAAUUUACUAUUGUCGUCUACGACAAUCACGUUAUGAAUGCGCUUAUGAUACUGAUGAAGCAUUAGGAAAUAAUUUUCAAUCAGCUGAACAUGCAUUACAACAAAAAUAUCAUAAUCAUCCUGAUGUUAAAGCAGAAUUGUAUAUAUAA